GUGACCCGCGCGGUGACGCGACAAGCCGGUGACGUCAUCCCGGCGCCAAAUUUCAGACGGUUGGAAUGCGCGGGAGUGGCUGGAGCGGAGUGAGUUGAGCACUCAAAAUGAAUCAAAACAGAGCCAGUGAAGCAAGCAGAUAUGGAUUUGCUACACCUCAGAGUGUGUCAAGGAAUGCAUGGCUUGGUUUAGGAACUUCCGAGGGAAGAACCAGCUUCUUUGGAAGAAGGACAAGCAGCAUUGGAACAUUUUCUACAGAUUUAUACGGUGCCUGUGGAGGCACGGAGAAAAUAAAAGAUCCCAGACCACUUCAUGAUAAGGCCUUUGUACAGCAAUGUAUUCGGCAACUUUGUGAGUUUCUAGGGGACAAUAGUUAUCCACAAUCUAUUUCGGUAAAGAGUUUGCAGUCGCCCACAUCUAAGGAAUUUCUGAAGAUUUUCUCCUUUGUGUACAACUUGAUUGAUCCAUCUUAUGAACUACCUGAUUCAAAGUUUGAGGAAGAAAUCCCUAGAAUCUUCAAAUCUCUUGGGUAA
Molecule: messenger RNA, 533 nt
Organism: Pristis pectinata (smalltooth sawfish)
Lineage: Eukaryota; Metazoa; Chordata; Chondrichthyes; Rhinopristiformes; Pristidae
Product: kinetochore protein NDC80 homolog
Exons: 5
Coding region: 108-533 (141 amino acids)
Biological process (GO): attachment of mitotic spindle microtubules to kinetochore
Cellular component (GO): Ndc80 complex
Source: RefSeq, a predicted model, not a curated record